UGAUUCCUGGUAAUAUCCCCCCUUGUUGCUCCAAAAAAGAAUUAUACGCUUAAAGUUUCACACCCUUUUCUUUUACCUCGAAAAGAUUAUUAAUGUGGGUUAUCGCUAAAAGUGUUGUUAUGUUUAAUUUCGUCCAAUAUUUUAAUACCAUAAAAUAAAAUCAUAUUCGUGAAAGGCACAAUGCCGCUAGCUAAUUUGACACUUCCCUGGAAUCAAAAUGUAGUCUUGAUACCCAGUAAGCAAGAAUCCGUGAUGCUGCCAGCAGAAGCUGAAGAUGCGGAAAUGGUAACAGAAAAUCAUGAAGAAGCCAUAAUCACGCAAAACUCGAUUAGACCUCAAUCGAAUGGUUGUUCCGAAUCUCAUGAAAUUGAAUUGCAAGAAGUGGUGCGUGAUGGUCAUGAAAAGGCUGAUCCAGGACACUUUGAAUUACUGAAAGUUCUCGGUCAAGGAUCUUUUGGAAAGGUUUUCUUAGUGAGAAAAGUUGUUGGCAAAGAUGUUGGUACUCUCUAUGCCAUGAAAGUGCUGAAAAAAGCAACCCUUAAAGUUCGAGACAGAGUCAGAACAAAAAUGGAGCGAAAUAUUCUCGUCGAUGUAGAACAUCCCUUCAUUGUUCGAUUACACUACGCGUUUCAGACAGAAGGAAAACUCUACCUAAUUCUAGACUUUUUGCGAGGAGGGGAUCUUUUUUCACGAUUAUCCAAACAGUUAAUGUUCACCGAAGAAGACGUUAAAUUUUAUUUGGCUGAAUUAGCUUUGGCACUCGAUCACAUCCACAAACUUGGUAUUAUUUAUCGAGAUCUAAAACCUGAAAAUAUUUUGUUAGACACAGAAGGUCACAUAUCUUUAACCGAUUUUGGAUUGAGCAAACAGCCUUUAGAUGACACGAAAACCUACUCCUUUUGUGGAACUGUUGAGUACAUGGCCCCUGAAAUUGUUAAUCGGAAAGGACAUUCAUUCGCCGCCGAUUGGUGGAGCUACGGCGUUUUAAUGUUUGAGAUGCUUACUGGCUCACUUCCUUUCCAAGGAGAAAGUCGCAAACAGACUAUGACUCACAUCCUAAAAGCGAAAAUAGGAAUGCCGAACAACCUAUCACCGGAAGCGCAAGCUCUUUUGCGUGUCUUAUUUAAAAGAAAUCCUGUCAAUCGUCUCGGUCAUGGCGGAGGAGAUGAAAUAAAAAACCAUGCAUUCUUCUCCACAAUUGACUGGGAAGCUUUGUACCAUAAAGAGAUUAAACCCCCGUUCAAACCGGCUGCGAGUCGAGAGGAUGACGCUUUCUAUUUUGACAAUGAAUUUACAUGUAAGACUCCCAAAGAUUUAAUUACAGAUUCACCAGGAGUGCCAGCAAGUGCGAAUGCACACGAAUUGUUCCGUGGUUUUAGUUUCGUCGACCCGUGUCUUCUUGAGGAUAAUGCCACAUUUCCAACAAGAAGGAAUAAUGAAAGUAUAUCUAGCAAUUUCCCAACGUAUGUCAACCACACUCCUGCAAUUGAGGAGUACGAUUUUCUGCAAGAGAUCGGCAAAGGCAGCUUUAGUACGGUUUAUCACGCGGUUCAUAAAACUACCAAGUGCGAAUAUGCAAUUAAGGUUAUUGAUAAGAGCAAACGGGAUCCCACCGAGGAAAUUGAGAUUUUAUUAAGAUAUGGUGGACAUCCCCACAUAGUUUCUUUGCGAGGUUUGCACGAAGACGAGAAGCGUGUGUAUCUCGUCUUGGAGCUUCUUCGAGGCGGAGAGCUGCUCGAACGUUUAUUGCAAAGGCACAAUUUCACGGAGAGAGAAGCAGCAGAAGUUCUCUUUGUCGUUACUAGUAUUGUCAAGUACCUUCACGAGAACGGGGUCGUUCAUCGGGAUUUGAAGCCUUCGAACAUUUUGUACGCCAAAACAGGGGGUGAUCCUUCAACAUUGUGCAUUUGCGACCUCGGAUUUGCGAAGCAACUUCGAGCGGAAAAUGGUCUAUUGAUGACGCCUUGCUACACAGCCAAUUUUGUGGCACCGGAGGUGCUAAAGCGUCAAGGAUACGACGCAGCCUGUGAUAUUUGGUCCCUUGGAGUAUUGUUGUACAUAAUGUUGAGUGGCUAUACACCUUUUCCAAAUAGUCCGGGCGACAGUGCGAAUGACAUUCUAGAUCGCAUUGGAACUGGUCUGAUCGAUGUUGAGUCGGGAGUCUGGACCCAAGUUUCCAGUGAAGCUAAAGAACUCGUUAAAAGAAUGCUUCAUGUGGAUCCCACGAGGAGGCCAACAGCUUCCUGCAUCUUGAAAUAUCCAUGGAUCGCAAACAGACAACAUCUUCCUCCAAAAGUUUUACCCAGUGUCACGAAAGAUCGCGAUUUAUUGAAGACUGCGGUUGCAGCGACGUAUAGAGCGAUGUUAAAUAGUCCACGGCAGCCUCAUAUUGGGCCCGUCGGUCUUUCUGAACUCGCAAGGCGUAGAACACAAGCCAAACCUUCAACAGCCGUUAAAGUUUAGGUAUAAUUCUCGAUCUCGUGUGCCAGAUUAUUGAAGCAAAUGGGAAAGAUAGAAGAGCUGCAUGAGUUUUUAAUACUGACAAGAAUUCCAUUAGAAAUAGUCUUAGAAACAGAAGAAUGCAGUUAUCAUGGCCAUUGUUACAAUUAUUAUAAACCUUAUCAUGUACAAAGGAAUGAUUCACCAAAAUAGGAUGGUGAGGACAAUGUGAUAUUUAUUUUUAUUUUCCAUUUGUGCUUUAUUAAUGCAUAUGCCUGAGUACACGCACAAUUAUUGCCUAACAAACGCUUUUGGAACUAAAGGAAUUAAAGCGCGUUCUUCAAACAUGACGCAGAUUAUAGAUCUACUAUUUUUGUUACAUAGAACCAACGCGAGUCGAUAUUUCUGUGAAAAGUUUAAGUUUUUGUCGUCUUGAUUCGCAAUUCCUCACUUAGUGCGACGAUUUUUUUAUAGUUAAUUGAAUGUGAGUUUAUAUUCUCAGAACUGUUCCUUAUUGAAACUUGGUUUCUAUUAUUUUCUAAUGCUCCAAGCAAAGAUAAAAACAAAAACGGAUUAAUCUUUUAUACGAGGAUAAGAGUUAGGGUAAAAGAUAAUCACUACUGUAAAAUAUUUUAAGAAAUCUUCUAAAUAUCCUAUUCUAAAUGUGCGGAUACCUUCAAGUCAAUUUCCAAGAAUUUGUGUACAGUUUAUUUUAUAGUUAUGAAGGAAUUUAGAUCAGGAUUGAUAUUGAAACUGUUUUUAGAAAAUAAAAGAAAUUAGUUUGAGGCAUCAGGCUUGGAUUAAAAGUCAAAUCAAUUCCUAACUUUAGUAUAAUUACACACUAAUAAUUAUGCAUUGAUUAAUGUCUUGGGCCGGCUAAUUCAUGUCAAGGAAAAUUACUGACCUCAAGGUGAAAAAGGAAAUUAAAUGUGUUGUGCCAAUCACUGAAUUAAAAUAUUUAGAUUCUAAGACUUGCAUUUUUUUAUAUAAAUAUUUAUAGAACGUAACUGCAAUUAUGUAACGAGAUUAAGAGUUUAUUCUUUUUUAGAUAUUUUUCAAGGAGAAUUAAAACAUUCCAGUUUUAUAUUUCAAAAUUAGAUUACAAUUGCAGUUAUUUUCCUUCAUUGUUAUUGGUUGCACCUAAUAAAAGAUGUUCUUAUAACAUUUAAUAUUUUCACUAAAGUAUAAUGUCGAUAUACGGUUGUUGUUUAAAAUCGUUGUUAAAGAAUUGGUAAACAUGAAUUGUUCGAUUAUAUGAAGUAAUUUAUACUUACGUGUAAACUUUCUAUGUUAAAAAAUGUUAAUCUCAAGCUUGAAAUUCAAUGGAGUGAAUAAUUGUUGCUUCUGGGCGAUUGUAAUAUCAGUAAAUUAUUAUGUGUCAAAAAAAUGUUAUCAUAAAAGAUAUAGUACAAUUUUAUAUUUAUAAUAAGUAGGAAUAAUUAUGUAUAUUGUCGUCUAAAAAUGUUCAAGUUAUGUAUGUAGUUGUGUCUUAUAUUGUCUCUCUCGCACCGACGUAUAAAAAUAAUUUGCGAGAAAAUUAAUUUCGUACUCCAUAUAAAAUAUUGUUGAUCCUAAAAUGCCUUUUCUAAUGCAAGAAUGGACUUUCGUCUCAGGAAAGUUUAGAGCAUGAUG
This is a messenger RNA of Belonocnema kinseyi, 4071 nucleotides long. Its product is annotated as ribosomal protein S6 kinase 2 beta-like. Gene Ontology annotation, molecular function: magnesium ion binding; ribosomal protein S6 kinase activity; ATP binding. The transcript is spliced from 13 exons. The coding region runs from base 181 to 2463 and encodes 760 amino acids. The record is from RefSeq and is a predicted model, not a curated record. Gene Ontology annotation, biological process: intracellular signal transduction; protein phosphorylation. Lineage: Eukaryota; Metazoa; Arthropoda; Insecta; Hymenoptera; Cynipidae.